Molecule: messenger RNA, 837 nt
Organism: Colletotrichum lupini
Lineage: Eukaryota; Fungi; Ascomycota; Sordariomycetes; Glomerellales; Glomerellaceae
Exons: 3
Coding region: 1-837 (278 amino acids)
Source: RefSeq, a predicted model, not a curated record
AUGCAUCUGCGCGCCGGCGCGGGGUCCACAAAGGUAAGUGGAGACAUCCCAUUAUGCCAUAUAAGGCUCGAUACUUCAAGUCGAAAUUUUUCACCACACUCCUUUCCUCCAUCAACUCCAACAACCAUCCUUCGCAAGCGCGAAAAGAUCAGUGCUUCGGCAGUCAAAAUGGGCUGCUUUCGCAUGGACAGCUUCGAGAGCAUUUUACUCGGUAAGUUUUUUGCAGCCUCAGUCGCGCCCAUUGUCCACUUUCAUGAUGUAUAUCUUACACACCGUUCCCGCGAUCUCCUGAGCGCAAGAACAAACAUGCAUCACCAUCUGAUCCCACGCCACUAUGGACCUUCAGCACAUUCUCUAGAGACCAGAAAAGAGAGCAACACUAACUGUGGUUCAAGGUUAAUAAACCAGGUGAAUAUCUCAUCGUCAGAACUUCCUGUCUACACUUUCUUUGGGUAUGUCAACUUCGCUUUUUUUCCGUCCUUCUUUUUGCAGCACCUGCACAUCGUCGACUAUGAUGAACAACCAUAUCAUUCAGUUCUGCUACUGAACUCUGUGAUGAUAACCCAUAUACCAAAAACUUUUCCCACAGCAGGCAAUCAAUCUUGGUUGUUCAGCGUAAGAGCUGUCGCCACCAACAUAGUGGGCAAGCGCGCAAGCACAGCUUAUCCAUUCAACUAUGUCAUGCCAGCCGAGUCAUCCUCCCGCACUGGAGUUCCUCUCCGGAGGGACGAGGAAGGUGGUGGAGUUGGCUCCCUCGGGAGUCGUCAUUUGACUUCAGUGCUGAGCUUCUCGGUUCCUCGUUCUGAGGUUCAGGGUUUGCGAGGCCGGCUAGGCUGA